AUGGCUAACAACCCGCCGCCGUUCCUUUUCCUCCUGGUCAUCUUCCUGUUCCUCUACCUGAGUCCCGAUCCCCAGGCUCCCGUCGCCUCCCGCAAGCUCGAGCGCAUCGUCGAACAUGAGCGCGCUGCUCUCACCACCCUGAACAACUCGACCUUUGGAGACCUACAAGUUGGCGUUGAUGAUGAAGAGCGCUGGUUGAACCUUACGGGGCUCAAGAAGGAGCAUGGCUUCCACUGGGAACUUCUGGAUUCUGUCCGCGACCGUGUCCGCGACCAGGCCCACUACGUUCUGGGAGAGGACACCGUUGGCCUGAUAGACGGGAGUAGCGACCGCUUUCCACCCGUAUACCACAACAUCACCGGCUUUGUCCAGGGCACUUGGCGCUCCAUCAAGACCUACACCGGCCCGCACCUGAAUCUGUCGGCCGUCACCCCGCAUGGCACGUACUCCUCCGAAGAGUGGACUCGCAACGUGACGGCUGCUGGCGGCGACAUCAGGAUACAUUUUGGCGAGAGGGAUCACGGCGAGCCCUGGAAUACAACGGCGAGAAGGGUCGCUGCCAGGGUCACCAUCGGCGAAGACACGUCCUAUGGCAACUGGUGGGACAUGCGCCUCCAUGGCUUCCACCUCGAGGACACCGGCACCAUCGUGCUGACUACCACGAGCGAGAAGUUUGACGGCAUCUUCGCUCUUCCGCACUUUACCCUCUCCAAAUACGCCUUCACCCUCGGCCAGGAGCUUCUCAACCGCACUCUGAAUGCCACCAUCGAAAAGCAGAAGUCUGGCGAGCUUGAAGACUUCAGCCCGUGGUCGUCGAUUGUCGAGGGCGAGCAAGAGCUGUUCUCUUUGCCACACUGUGAAUAUGUCAUGUAUCUACAGCAGCACCCGCUGCCCAUUCAUCUCCCAGAGUCAUCUGCCUAUGGGAAUGGACUCGCCAUGAAAUUCUUCGAGGACGAGCUGCGUAACCCAUACCGCAUCUCUCCCAAUCUGCCCCCAGAGAUGGUCAUGUCUAUGGUUGCAUUCUCGCCCGACUGUGGCUUCAUCAUAGAGUCCAGCGGCCCGCCAGACGUGCCGCCGCAAGAAGGAAAGCACCUGGUGGGUCCAAAGACCGAAGCAUACGCCAUGGUCGCACGUCGCCACAUUAUCCUCUUUGCUUUAGUGAUUGGAUCCCAACUGGUGCUUCUGGUGAGACAGAUGAAGGAGGCCUCGACUCCUUCUACGAGGAGUCGCAUCAGUUUCUACACCAUUGCGCUUCUCGCCUUGGGCGAUGGCUUCACACUUUUAGGAUUUGCCUUUGUUGGUAUGUCGUACGAAGCAAUCACCCUUAUCCUCCUUGCUACAGCCUACGUUGCCUUUCUAUCUGCCGUCUUCUUCGGCAUGGGCUUCCUCAAGGAAAUCUGGACCGUCCAGUCGGCCGAGCGUGGCAGAGAAGAAAGGCGGAGCAACGCAGCUUCUACCCGUCCAACCCCAACUGCCACUCAACCAGGCAGCAGAAGCGAGACACCAGCAUCGGCUCCAGUCAUUUCUGCAGCUGGAGCUGAUACACUUCCCCUUCCGGUUACCUCUCGUCAAGCCAUCAACAGUGGAGCCACACCAAUCAUCGUCCCGUCAGACCAAGACGUCGACGCAGAGAUUGCCGAGAAUGAAAAUAAUGCAAACGCCACCGACAACGAGCGCUCUGCGCGCUACGGCUUCGGAACAGUCUACUUCCGCUUCUACCUCCUGCUCUUCGGCCUCGUCUUCCUGUCUCUCCACGCAACGACCUGGCCAUCGUCCCUGCAAGCGAUAUACAGCACCGUCCUCAUCUUCACCUACUUCUCCUUCUGGACGCCGCAGAUCUACCGCAACAUCAUGCGCAACUGCCGGCGCGCGCUCCGCUGGGACUACGUCGUGGGCCAGAGCGUGCUCCGCCUGCUGCCCUUCUACUACCUGUUCGCCUACCGCGGCAACAUCCUCCUGCUAAAGCCCGACUAUACUUUCCUCCUCGUCCUCACGGGAUGGGUGUGGCUGCAGGUCUGCGCGCUCUUCAGCCAGGAACACCUCGGCCCGCGCUUCUUCGUCCGCGAGAGUUGGGUCCCGCCCGCGUACGACUACCACCCCGUGCUCCGCGCCGACGAGGAGGGCGCCAGCCUGCCCUCGGGCGGCAAGGUGCUCGCGGGCGAGGACUCGGGUCUGGCUUCCUCGGCUACUAAAGCUGGAGAGUCGAGGGACAAGGGGAAGAAGGUCUUCGACUGCGCUAUCUGCAUGCAGGACCUCGAGGUUCCCGUCGUUCCGGGCAACAGUUCAGGCGGCGAUGCGGACGGUAAUAGCAGUGCGUCGGCGCUUUCGGGCGGGUUGUUGGCGAGGAGGGCGUACAUGGUCACGCCGUGCAGGCACAUCUUUCAUAGCGUGUGCUUGGAAGGGUGGAUGCGGUAUAGGUUGCAGUGCCCGAUUUGUAGAGAGACGCUGCCGCCGCUGUAG
Molecule: messenger RNA, 2460 nt
Organism: Lasiodiplodia theobromae
Lineage: Eukaryota; Fungi; Ascomycota; Dothideomycetes; Botryosphaeriales; Botryosphaeriaceae
Product: Ring finger ubiquitin ligase
Exons: 1
Coding region: 1-2460 (819 amino acids)
Source: RefSeq, a predicted model, not a curated record